UUUUUUUUCAUGGGAUUUAUAAUAUGUCCAAUUGCAUUUGUCUCUCCUGUUGUGAGUGGUUGCGCUGGAGAUACUAUUGUCCUAAGUUGUGAUACUAUUGUCUUUUAUCUUUGAAUAAUCUGGAGGUAUUUUUGUCUUAUAAACCUUGUUAAUCUAAGGAUGUUUUUCUUCGGCUUCAUUUUUUGUUGACUAAAUGAGUGAUUUUUUUCCCUAAAAAACCAGAAUAAUGAUUCUUGAGCUCUGCAUAUUGGCUUUCUAUGCUACUUAUGGAUUCUGGGAAAGAAGCCUUGAAUAUCUACGUAGGAGUAAAGAAAUAUAUGGAAAGGUGAAUUACAAUGAGGAGGAUUGCCUUUUCCAAAAACGUAUCGAAGAGUAUUGUCUUAUGAACAAAUAUAAUGGGAAUGAUCGAAUUAGUAGACUGCCUGAUGACAUUCUAUACUCAAUUAUCUCAUUAUUGGAAGUAAGAGAUGUUGUUAAGGCAAGUGUGUUGUCAAGAAGAUGGAGAUAUAUCUGUGCUUCGUUGUCUAACACUAACAUAGAGUUUGACUUGUGUAAAAUGUUUGGGAGAUCUAACAAUUGUAACGACGUUGGUGCCCGUCUUGGACUGCCUGGCUCAUACAAUAAAAACAUCACUAAGGAAUGGCUAAUCCUCAAUGCUCGUAGGCAUAUUGAACCACACCUUUGCCCAAUUGUUAAGCACAAAUUUGCGCAAACAGUGCAUCAGUUUAUAAAGCUCUACUUGUCUCCACAGAUAUGUUCUUUCAAGUUUACUAAUGCAGUCAACCGUUGGAUCAGUUUUGCAACAAGAAUGGGUGUUGAAAGGUUUGAUCUCAACUUCGUAUGCUCUUCUCACAUUAAGUACCGCAACAUGUACGAUGACCUUUAUACCGAGGCUUCCAAUCUGAAGCAUUUGCGGGUAUACUCGUGCAUGUUGAAACCAGAUAUCUGCUGUCGGUUCAACACCCUCCUUACCCUUGAUCUAAAUUAUGUACCAUUAACUCAAGGUGAUUUGGAGAAUCUCCUUGUUGUCUGUUUGAAGCUAGAGACGGUGAUGGUGAAACAAUGCAACCUUCCUGUUAAAUUUUGCAUAUUUGGGCCCCCCAGCUUGCAAACGGUGGUGGUGAAUUGUUGUCGUGGCUUGAAGGAGAUUGAGCUUUCUGCUAUUAAUCUCAGCACCUUUGAACUCACUGAUUUUGGCACGAUAAAAAUCUCGUUUUCCAUGUGCCAAAGCUGA
This is a messenger RNA of Ilex paraguariensis (yerba mate), 1234 nucleotides long. Lineage: Eukaryota; Viridiplantae; Streptophyta; Magnoliopsida; Aquifoliales; Aquifoliaceae. The record is from the annotation of a GenBank genome assembly.